AUGGGAAAGUUCUUAUGCCACCGGGUGGGAGCCCUCCCCGAGUCCGCUUUUAUGAGAAUAUACUGCCAAGUUCCGAUCGAAGAAACCGAGUUCCUAAGCCCCGAAGCUCGGGCUAAGCAAGCAGUUCCUCCUUACCAGCACGAGGAGGCUAUGGCAUUAAAAAGGUUCAAGGAAGGUGGCUGCACAGUCGUGCCCGAGCUUCUUGGGUAUAGCGAAACUGUUCAAAGCAAGGAUGGACUCGUGCCUGGAGGGUAUAUCAUAUACCUUGUAUGGGAUAAAGUCCCAGGCGUGUCGUUGUCAGGGGGACUUUUCUGGUCAUUCGAAAGCCCUAAGCGAGAGCUCAUUCGUCGAAAGUUUCGAGCUGCUUAUGAGAUUUUGAGAUCUUUCGGCUAUCUGUCAAUGAUAAAAACCCCAGCUAAGCUUAUUUGGGACAAGGAAUCUGCCCAGCUACAUAUCUCUGGAUUCUCGACGGCAAUCAAUGUCGACCCUGACAAGGAAUGGAAUGAUGACGUUUACGCAAUGUACCAACUUGUCAAGCUACCCAAUAUCGGUUGGGAGGAUACCACUCGAUGGAAGUGGUGA
This is a messenger RNA of Penicillium egyptiacum, 582 nucleotides long. Lineage: Eukaryota; Fungi; Ascomycota; Eurotiomycetes; Eurotiales; Aspergillaceae. The record is from the annotation of a GenBank genome assembly.